This is a messenger RNA of Salmo salar (Atlantic salmon), 984 nucleotides long. NCBI's taxonomy places the organism in Eukaryota, Metazoa, Chordata, Actinopteri, Salmoniformes, Salmonidae. The record is from RefSeq and is a predicted model, not a curated record.
CACAGCACAAAGAGUGGAGGAGAGCAGGAAAGGAGAGCAGGAAAGGAGAGCAGGAAGAACUUUGUCUGUGGAGUUGCUCUUCUCAUUGCCUUCAGUUGACCUCAAGGCUUUGUGGAACUGGACUAUGGGACACGGUUAGCUGCAGUAUAUGGCCUCUGGCUGAAGCUCUAUGGACUUUAUGGGUGUUUGAGGCUCAGGCCUAUUGUGGAUGUCUGGGUACUGAGCCCCUGAGUCAUUGUCUAUGAAUACACUGGCUGUCUGUACUGUAGUGAGUGUCCCCAAGCCAGCUAACCUCAAGGAGGAAGAUGUGGGAGAUGCGCACAGACACAAACAUAUGUCCUACAGAACAUGAAUGAAAAAGGACGCUCUUUGAUGCUUCUGAGUGUGAAGUAAGACACAUAGGUUACACUACAGAGAGUUCUGGACUUACUCUCUCUUUCUCUCUCUCUCUCUCUCACACACACACGCACACACACCCUAACACACACACCCUGAGACAUGGAUACUAUGGUGAAGCAGUCUCUGGCGGUGCCCAUGAAGAUGCUGUCCAGCUGUGUGACAGGAGUGAAGGAGAGAGAGGUGUGGGCCAGGCGCAGGGCCAAGAGGGGGACAGGAGGAGUAAAGAGCAGCCCUCCACGGACAGGACAGACCUCCGUCAUACGCUCCUACCAAACUGACCUGGAGAAGGAGAGGAAGCUGAGGGAAGCCCUGAAUGCUCAGAAGCACGCAGAGAGAGCCGCCAUGAGGGAUCACUUCAGGAAGAAGUACCAGCUCUCCAAGGUUAGUGUGUUGCAUUAGCAGACCAAAUUAUACCCCUCUCGCCUAGCCUCUAUCUCCUAGCCCCUAUCUCCUAGCCCCUAGGCCCUAUCUCCUAGCCACUAUCUCCUAGCCCCUAUCUCCUAGGCCCUAUCUCCUAGCCCCUAUCUCCUAGGCCCUAUCUCCUAGACCCUAGACCCUAUCUCCUAGCCACUAUCUCCUAGCCCC